AUGGUAUCAAGAUAUCGAGAUAUAAUUGAAACAAAUCAAACAAAUUUUUCUAGACAACCAUCAAUUAUAAGUACAACACCUAGUAUUCGACAUGCAAGUAUUGCUAGUAUUCCUACUAGUGAUUCAACAACAAUAAAUAAAAAUCAAUUAACUGAAUCAAAACUUCCCGAUUAUCCAAAAGCAAAUUUUAAUUCAAAUGAAUCAUCAAUGAAUAUAACAAAAAAAUUAGAACGAGCAUUAUCGAAUAUAGCACCAUUUUUACGUGAUAUAUUUAUAGAAUUUUCAUAUAUACUUACAAAAACAUUAGUUGGUUCAUAUGGGCAAGAAUUAUUACCAAGUGGUUUACAUGCACUUAAACAAACAGCAUCAGUUGUUGAACUUAAACAUGCUGGUUUAGCUUUUAUUGAAUUAGUUAAUGAAGGACGUUUAUUAUCACAUACAAGUAAAGAUCAUGUUGUUAAAGUAGCUAAUGAAGCUGAUUUUAUAGUCAAUCGUAUGCGUGCUGAUGAUAUAUGUAAAGCAAGUGAAUUUGAACAAUUAUCAGCACAAACAACUGUUGAAUGUAAAUCAGAAAAACAAUUAUGUGAACAUUUUAUAACAGCAGCAAGACAACGACAUCAAUUCAAGAUUAUUUUGGAAAUUAGAUCCAUGGGGGAAGAUGAUUUAAGACGACGACGACGUUUAAUACGUAAUCCAAAUGGUUCUAUACAUAAUGAAGCAACACAAAAAUCAUCAUUUAAUAAUGAUGAUGAAAUAUUAAAAGUUGAUGAAAAAGAUCUUGAUCAAGAUUUUUCAGGACCAAUACGUUUUUCAACAGAAUGUUCAUUAAUUUGUGGUAUAAAUAUAAUACGUGGUACUUUAGCUAUGACACAUAAUUCUAUGUUAUUUGAUGCUGAUGAAUAUGAUGAAAGUUAUAUAAAAAUUGAUUCAAAAAUGUUUUCUUAUAUUGAUAAUAUUCAUGGAAAAUGGCAUUUUAAUGAAAUACGA
Messenger RNA from Rotaria sp. Silwood1, 987 nucleotides. The record is from the annotation of a GenBank genome assembly. NCBI's taxonomy places the organism in Eukaryota, Metazoa, Rotifera, Eurotatoria, Philodinida, Philodinidae.